Molecule: messenger RNA, 1804 nt
Organism: Nycticebus coucang (slow loris)
Lineage: Eukaryota; Metazoa; Chordata; Mammalia; Primates; Lorisidae
Gene: RILPL1
Product: Rab interacting lysosomal protein like 1
Exons: 8
Coding region: 244-1485 (413 amino acids)
Biological process (GO): cilium assembly
Cellular component (GO): ciliary basal body; cytoplasm
Molecular function (GO): protein dimerization activity
Source: RefSeq, a predicted model, not a curated record
CGGGAAAAGGCUCGGGCCGGAGCCCGGCGCCCAAACCCGCGGCCCGGCGCCCUGACCUCCAGCUCCGGUUCGCCGCCUCCGCCCAUGCCGACGCCGGCUGCCGCGGUGCGCCCUCGCCCGCGGGCAGGCUGAGCGCGGCCGCUGGUGGCGCCAGGGUGGGCCCGGCCCGGCGCUGCCCUCGACAGUGGCAAGUUUGGGAGUUGCACUAGUUUGCGGGGUUCGAGAGAGGCCGGGAGGACCGCCAUGGAGGAGGAACGGGGGUCGGCGCUGGCGGCCGAGUCGGCGCUGGAGAAGAACGUGGCGGAACUGACCGUCAUGGACGUGUACGACAUCGCAUCGCUCGUGGGCCACGAGUUCGAGCGGGUCAUCGACCAGCACGGUUGCGAGUCCAUCGCGCGCCUUAUGCCCAAGGUCGUGCGUGUCCUGGAGAUUCUAGAGGUGCUGGUCAGCCGCCACCACGUCGCGCCCGAGCUGGACGAGCUACGCCUGGAGCUGGACCGUCUGCGCCUUGAGAGGAUGGACCGCAUCGAGAAGGAGCGCAAGCAUCAGAAGGAGCUGGAGCUGGUGGAGGACGUGUGGCGAGGGGAGGCGCAGGACCUCCUUUCCCAGAUCGCGCAGCUGCAGGAGGAGAACAAGCAGCUCAUGACCAACCUCUCCCACAAAGAUGUCAGCUUCUCUGAGGAGGAGUUCCAGAAGCAUGAAGGCAUGUCAGAACGGGAGCGGCAGGUGAUGAAGAAGCUGAAGGAAGUGGUGGACAAGCAGCGUGACGAGAUCCGCGCCAAGGACAGGGAGCUUGGUCUGAAAAAUGAGGAUGUCGAGGCUCUGCAGCAGCAACAGACACGGCUAAUGAAGAUCAAUCAUGACCUUCGGCACCGAGUCACAGUGGUGGAGGCCCAAGGGAAGGCUUUGAUUGAACAGAAGGUGGAGCUGGAAGCAGAUCUGCAGACCAAGGAACAGGAGAUGGGCAGCCUGCGAGCAGAGCUUGGAAAGCUGCGAGAGAGGCUGCAGGGCCAGGGCGAGCUCAGCCAGAAUGGGGAGGAAGAGCCACAGACAGAGCCGAUUGGAGAAGAGUGUGUCUCAGAUGCAGAGAAGGUGGCCAUGGAGCUCAAGGACCCCAACCGCCCCCGGUUCACCCUUCAGGAGCUGCGAGAUGUACUGCACGAGAGGAACGAGCUCAAGUCCAAGGUGUUCUUGUUGCAGGAAGAGCUGGCCUACUAUAAGAGUGAAGAAAUGGAAGAGGAAAAUCGGAUACCCCAGCCUCCACCCAUUGCACACCCAAGAACAAUCCCCCAGCCGGAGUCUGGCAUCAAGCGACUUAAAGAAGGUCCUUUAAAUGACGGGUUUAGCUUCUUCUCCCGAGAUAAGAAGCGCCUGGUCAGCACACAGAGAAACAUGCACAUCCAGGAAUCCUUUGGACAGUGGGCCAACACCCACCGGGAUGACGGCUACACAGAGCAAGGACAGGAAGCCCUGCAGCACCUGUGACUUUGGCCUCCACCCUCUGCCCUGGACUGUCUACUGCCAGCACCUAGAACCGAACCUGCAGCCCAAGGGUUGCUGCCUCACGCCUCUUGGUGCACAUGCACCCUCAAAACUGAUCCCUCAGACUAUUUUGAGGAUGGAUGUUGAAAAACUGAUGCCAGACUCUAAAGAAAUGUUUAUUUAUAUGCAGGGUUAUCACCGUUUAUAACAGAUGACUCUGAUCCCUUAGGAUACGUAUUUAAUAAUCCAUGAACUGAGGCCAGACUUUUGCAUUAACUUCAGUAAAACAAGCUUCUUUAAGCCAAAUAUAUCACUUGCCACU